AUGUCUCUUGAUCAAUCCUUCCAACUGCUCCGCCACUGGGGCCAGACGGCCCUUGAGCACCUUCCCCCUCAGACACAAGAUGUGCUACUUCAUCCAUUAGUACCCAAGGCGUUAGCAGCACUCCUGGCUUUGGGCGUGAUACGCAAGGCCAACCGCUCGCUGGGUUACUGGACAGCGAAUAACUGGCAACGCGCCAAACCUUGGCAAAAUGAGCGCGAGCUGGUUUUGGUCACUGGCGGAUGCAGUGGCAUUGGCAGGCAAAUUAUGGAAGAUCUCGCAAAGGCUGGGGUUCGAGUAGUGAUACUAGAUAUCCAAGAGCCAUCCUUCCAACUGCCAUCCAACGUCACCUUCUACAAAGCGGAUAUCACCUCGUCAGAGAACAUUCGCAAUGUAGCGGAGAAGAUCCGUGCAGCGCACGGUGAUCCCACAGUGCUGGUCAAUAAUGCGGGCGUCGGACACGACGGAUCCAUCCUUGACGAGCCAGAGGCCAAGAUUAGACAAACCUUCGAGGUCAACACAGUGUCGCAUUUCCUGAUGGUGCGCGAGUUCCUGCCCAGCAUGAUCAAGCAAAAUCAUGGUCAUGUCAUUACAAUCGCUAGCAUGGCCAGUUUUGUGGCGUUAGGUGAGAUGGUCGAUUACUGUUGUUCAAAGGCGAGUGCGUUGGCAUUCCACGAGGGAUUGGGUCAGGAAUUGCGACUCUGGUAUAAGGCUCCUAAAGUUCGGACUAGUGUCAUUCACCCUCACUGGGUUAAAACCCCAAUGAUUCAGAUAUUGACCGACGUGGGUCACCAGUUCAAAGGGCCCAUCCUCACGCCGGAAAUGAUAUCUGCUGCUGUUGUGAAACAGAUUCUCACCCAGAGCAGCGGGCAAGUUAUCAUACCGAAUCACUUUAGCGCGAUUAGCCUGAUCAGGGCAUUCCCUUCCUGGUUGCAGGAGGUUGCUCGCGGAAAAGGGUCAAAGGAUUUGAGGGUUUUGCGGGACGUACAGGAGGCUAAGGGCAUGUAA
Aspergillus bombycis is the source of this 1005-nucleotide messenger RNA. RefSeq names its product SDR family oxidoreductase. Bases 1 to 1005 code for a protein of 334 amino acids. The record is from RefSeq and is a predicted model, not a curated record. NCBI's taxonomy places the organism in Eukaryota, Fungi, Ascomycota, Eurotiomycetes, Eurotiales, Aspergillaceae. The transcript is spliced from 3 exons. Gene Ontology annotation, molecular function: oxidoreductase activity, acting on the CH-OH group of donors, NAD or NADP as acceptor.